Messenger RNA from Trichophyton benhamiae CBS 112371, 768 nucleotides. RefSeq lists its product as uncharacterized. The record is from RefSeq and is a predicted model, not a curated record. The transcript is spliced from 2 exons. Lineage: Eukaryota; Fungi; Ascomycota; Eurotiomycetes; Onygenales; Arthrodermataceae. Bases 1 to 768 code for a protein of 255 amino acids.
AUGUUGUCGAAGGCUGGCAGCGUAGAGGAGGGACCAGGGUGUAUCGAACAGGGGUCGGAGUUGAAUGUUGAUGAGAUACGAGAGCAGCUGCGACUCCUCCUAGAUCUUAGCUCGCGGCUCCCUUCCAAGACAGUGCUUUCGCUAGGCGAUGCCACUGUCUUUCGCGACUCUUGCUCGGCGCUGGAGAAGGUGUUGACUGCGCCCACACGGAAGUAUGAUGACACGCAAUAUGAAUUCUCGGAUAGGGUGGAUCCACGAGGAGACAUUGCUGAAGACCAUCACGAAGCCACGCAUCCGGAGGACAGGAGGGAAGAAGCUCUUCAAUAUGACCGUGAACUUUUGUUAGUGCUGGACCGUCUGACAAAAGCGAAUGAGAACUUUCGACAGCGGAGAGUCGAACAGCGCCAAAUUCACGAACAGUACCAGAUCAGGUGCAAGGAGUUCUCAGCCCGGGUCUCAGAGCUAGAAGAUGAAGUGAAGUCGCUCCAGGAGGAGGCGUUCAACGCCACCAUCGAGCUGGAGUGUAUGCGUGGCACUGUCUCUGGACUCGACUCCUGGUUAAGUAAUUGGAAGAGCCAAAAUGAUAGCGACAGCCAUCCAGGUCCAGUGUUAAAAAGGCCAGCUAAACCACGAGGAAAGAGCUCAAAGUACUUUGAGCAGCUGGACAAGCUCCAAGAGCAGAGAGAUGGCCUGAUAGAUGGGCUAGGCGCCUGGAUGCGAGGGUGGAAUGAUGCAACUGACGGGUUUCGGGCUCGCUCAACGAGCUAG